Messenger RNA from Vollenhovia emeryi, 2396 nucleotides. RefSeq names its product alkylglycerol monooxygenase-like. The record is from RefSeq and is a predicted model, not a curated record. Gene Ontology annotation, biological process: lipid biosynthetic process. Gene Ontology annotation, cellular component: endoplasmic reticulum. The transcript is spliced from 10 exons. Gene Ontology annotation, molecular function: oxidoreductase activity; iron ion binding. NCBI's taxonomy places the organism in Eukaryota, Metazoa, Arthropoda, Insecta, Hymenoptera, Formicidae. The coding region runs from base 628 to 2004 and encodes 458 amino acids.
GUGAACGGGUAUAUCUUCGGGAACGGAUCGACCGUGUUGGCGAGAGAGAAGUGUCACUUCCGUGGUGGCGGAGGCCUCUCUCGAUCGCUUCUCUACGGCUCUACGCUGGCGCUCUAUCGAGAGAAUCCGCCUCGUGCCCUUCUCUUCACCAUGAAGAUCCGUCCGAGAUCGUCGAGCCCAGCCAGAGGGGUCCGCACUUAUAUGCGAUGAAUUACAAACACGGCCGGCACACACGGUGCUUUAUAAUAGCGUCCAAACCGUCGUCUAUACAGCGCCUGCUUGCCGACUGGCUUGGGACGCCUUUCGGUAAAAAUAGAUCAUCAGAAAGCGACACCUCAAGAUUCGAGCCGAGCCAACGACGGCCUGUCCGUUAUGGUACGUCCGCGUCCGUAUGGUGUCGUGUACACAGCAAAGUACUACAUGUACCUGGCAAACACCUGCGGGUCACCAAACUGCGAAGACAUUUAAAAACUCGAACUUAUAUAAACACAUACGAGCGGAGCAAGCUAUUACACCGACGCCGUAUAUCGUCUGAGAGGUUUGCUUAUACACCUGAGAUGCUCCUGAAACAUUUAUAAUAUAUUUUUGCGGUUUGGUGCGGUUUGUGCUUAUUUGCGAGUGUACAAGAUGAAUAUGAUAUCAAGUUCACUCGCUGAAAUUGGCGACUAUUUUCUAAAACACAUCGGAAAACUGUGGUAUAUUGUCAGCCCAAAGGAGACAACUUUCGAGUUUCUGCAUGAGGUGCCAGACUAUCAACAACAGAUAUGGAUGCCAUUUUUUCUGCUGUUAAUUUUGGAGCAAUUAACCUUAAGGAAGAAAAAAUUCCGUUUGAACGAUCAAGUAACGUCAUUGUCACACUGGAUGCUCCAUGAAACUAUUCGAAUUUUUUCGCGCGGCGCCGAAUAUUUUGUAUACAUUGCCAUUUAUGAGAGGUUUGGCAGAGGAUACACUUUACCCUGGAACUCUCUGUGGACAUGGUAUAUUACCUUCAUUGCUGUGGACUUUUGUUAUUAUUGGGCUCAUCGCAGUAAUCAUGAAGUUCACUUUUUAUGGGCCUACCAUCAAGUCCAUCACAGCAGCCAGGAAUUUAAUCUUGCGGUUGGUCUGCGUCAAUCCAUUCUCCAACACUGGUGCAACUUUGUCAUUUAUUUACCGCUUGCCUUCUUUAUACCUCCAUCACACUUUAUGGUCCACAAUCAAUUCAAUUUGAUAUAUCAAUUGUGGAUACAUACAACAGUCAUUGGUAAUCUCGGCUUACUCGAGUUGAUUUUGAAUACGCCUAAACAUCAUCGCGUUCAUCAUGGUUGCAAUCUUUAUUGCUUGGAUAAGAAUUAUGGUGGUGUAUUUAUAAUAUGGGAUCGAUUGUUUGGGACAUUUCAAGAGGAAGAACGAAAAGAAGAAAUAGUUUAUGGGCUAGUAGUUAACAUGGAAUCAUUUAACACGUUUUAUCUGCAGAUAUUUUACUUGAAGGACAUAAUCAAGAAAAGUAUAAGUAUGAGUACGUGGGCUGAUAAAUUUGCCGUUUUUUGGAAAGGUCCUAGUUGGUUUCCAGGUGCACCACGUUUGGGUUUAGAUGAAUAUAAAAUAAAGGUGAAACCCAGAGCUGUAUAUGAUCCUUACAUACCAAAAGGACAAAAAAUAUACAUAAGCGUGCAGUUUCUGAUGGCUCUUCUCAAUCAUUAUAAACUAUACAAUCCACAAUAUCACGAGAAUUUACACGAUCCUUGGGUUAUAAUUGCAGUGACGAACAAUUUAAUUGCCCUCACCAGCAUCGGCUUGUUAUUUGAUAAAUGUGCGUUUAUAUAUCCUAGCACCAUUGAAAUGAUACGCUGUGCCUUCUACGUAUACUUCAUACAUAUGUAUGAAGAUAACUUAGUUGGUUAUGCAAUAUAUUAUGUACACGUGUGUCAAUUGGUCUUUAUUUGGAUACCUCUUUUCGUAAAUAAAAUUGGCACGUACCUGUUUCUUCGUUUACGAGAUUUGUGUUCUAUUCAACGAUCUUGAGAAAAAGGAUUGAGAAUUUAUAUAAUCAUUUUAAAACAUAAAUCUUAAGAAACAAAUUAAUUUUAAAUUUAAUAUGUGAAUUAAUAAAUGGUAUUUCCCAAUCGGUCCUGCCUUUUCCAUUAUAAUUCACAUGUUAAGAAAUAUAAUUAGAGAAAUAUGCAUAUAAUUUUGUUUCUUAUGGUUUUUAUCACAUGUAAUAAACAAAUUAUGAUUUAAUGCAUGUGAUUUAUCUAGAUAAGAACGUGUAAAAUUGUUCUCUCGCACUUACAAUUAAUAAUAUCUGAUAAUAACAAUUGAAUAGUAAGUCUAACUUGAUAUCAAAUUCGAUAUUGAAAUUUUAUUAUGCGUAUAUUGAAGUGCUUUUUUAUUUUUUAAUGGAAAUAAUUAUAAUU